AUGCAAGAAGAGGUUGAUCUAGCUGAUUUUCGCAACACUCUCUUCCGUUCUGGUACUCUUGUUGAAUCUCUCGACCGUAAAAAAGGGGAUCGGAAAUCUCAUAUCGCUCUUGAUCCAUCCAAGAGUCGUAGCGUUCCCGGGCUCAACUCCUCACCUUCUAACAUCCGCAAUCGCCAGGUAGAUCUACAGAAGGAAAAUUUAGUGAGUUUUCUCUCUUUUACUACUUAUAAUUUACUGGCUCAUUUCAUCGGUUGUGCUGCUUCCUACCCACAGAUGCGUGGCAGAAAAGCUAGUAAAUUUGACUAUCGAGACGGUGAUGACCAUUAUGAUUAUGACAACGAAAUGGAAGACGAAGAGGACGAUGAAGAAAAUGAACUCUCUGACGAAGAUGAUGAAGGAGAAGAAGAAGAUAAUGAUGAUGAUGUGGAGGAUGAAGAAGAAGUGGAAGAAAAAGAAGACGAAGAGGAAGAAGAAGACGAAGAGGAAGAAGAGGAAAGUGAUGAUCAACUUCCAGUCCGAGUGAGUCACAAACCGCCAGUAUCUACAACGCCUCUCAAAUCUGCUCUUAAACAGUCCAUUCGAACUCGAUAG
Messenger RNA from Hydatigera taeniaeformis, 591 nucleotides. The record is from the annotation of a GenBank genome assembly. Lineage: Eukaryota; Metazoa; Platyhelminthes; Cestoda; Cyclophyllidea; Taeniidae.